This is a messenger RNA of Ipomoea nil (Japanese morning glory), 835 nucleotides long. RefSeq lists its product as uncharacterized. NCBI's taxonomy places the organism in Eukaryota, Viridiplantae, Streptophyta, Magnoliopsida, Solanales, Convolvulaceae. Bases 113 to 733 code for a protein of 206 amino acids. The record is from RefSeq and is a predicted model, not a curated record. The transcript is spliced from 6 exons.
AGAACAACCGGACUGACUCGGCGGUUCGAUACUUCGAUUCGAUCGGCGAUAGUCGUCUUCCAAGUUCCAAGCAAGGACAGGUCAUCGGAAUCUCUCGAAAAGAACCCUAUCCAUGGGUGCAUCAGAGUCAGUUCUCUCGAGCUCACAGAGGCCGGUCGAUGAGAUUACCACGGUUUCGGAGCGCGCUGAAGGCGUAGAUCCUGUCUUGGAGAGGCUGAGGUCCCUUCAAAUUUCUAAGCCGAUCCUGACGUCGCCACUAGCAGAGAGUAGUCUGACAGACAUAUUGGUGAGAAAGACGCCAUAUGCUUCGAAUUCAGGUUGUGUAGACCCAAAAGUCCUACUGGAGCUCUUCUCCACAUACCGUAAUUGGCAAGAGGAUAAGGUCCAGACGAUCAAUAAAAAACAGGAAGAGAUAGAUAACAAAAUAGAAGUAGUAGAUGCAUUGGCAAUUAAGCUUCUUCAGCGAUACAACUACUCAGUCUCAGCAAUGAAAGCAACAUCACAGCAUCUGUCAGAAGUACAUGUAUUACAAGUGGAACUUGGAGAGUUGAAAGGGAGAUUGACUGAGGUAAUCAGCAACUGCGAUGCGUUGUGCAAGAGGAUCGAGUCUGAAGGACCAGAAUCACUUCGAUCUUCUAUCAAGCCAUUUACAGUAGCCUCUGUGAACCCAGAAGAUGCUCGCAGAUCCGACUCUUUGCAAAGCGACACUGAUGACGGGCAGAAGAUUGCUUAGAAACUUACUAGCACAUUUUCCAUCCCUUUUCUUUUUUCGUUUUAAUUAUAGAUUGUACUUCCCAUUCCUUAUCACGCCAAUAGCCCUGUUUGGUAAAAAAAA